This is a messenger RNA of Liolophura sinensis, 12737 nucleotides long. RefSeq lists its product as uncharacterized. NCBI's taxonomy places the organism in Eukaryota, Metazoa, Mollusca, Polyplacophora, Chitonida, Chitonidae. The record is from RefSeq and is a predicted model, not a curated record. The transcript has 52 exons. Gene Ontology annotation, cellular component: extracellular region. Bases 1 to 12414 code for a protein of 4137 amino acids. Gene Ontology annotation, molecular function: serine-type endopeptidase inhibitor activity; protein binding; oxidoreductase activity. Gene Ontology annotation, biological process: positive regulation of BMP signaling pathway.
AUGGAGCCGAUGGAGACGAAGCUGAUGGCAUGUGUUGUCUUGUGUAUGACGACACUGGUUGCCGUCACACGGGGUGAAGGGAUGCCACACACACAGAAUACCGUUACAGAUUUGCUGAAGGCGGUUAACAAGAAACAAAUCAAAUCUGCGGACAGUGGUGUUGACAGGAUCCCUGGACAACGUGGUGUCCAUUCAACAGUCUAUAGAGACUUAAACUCCGGCAAAUUUACCUUUGUCUUGGCAGUCCAGGAGGAAAAUGCCUAUUUCAACUGGACGAUAUUUGGAGUAUACAACAUCAACAAAUCAUUGCCCUUGUUAGAACUUAGCACAUACCAUUCCAGCUCUGACAAGUCCAGGCUUUUCACUGUGAGGUACCAGGGGAGAAAGUCUUUCCAGAGAACGACCUUUUCCUUGCCACUUGUGACAUUUGAAAAGUUGAUGUUGUGGGUAAAUGCUGAGAAUAUAGGUUUAGUGAUUGACUGUGGGCCUGAGACAGUGAAGCCUUUGACUCAACACAUCGCUGCCAUACCAGAGUCCUCCACAGCUAUCUUGGGUUGCAACAGGAAUGGAGAAGAUGCAUUCCAGGGGACACUGCUGCUGGCAAAGCUUUUCUCACGUGAGCUGGAUGUUCGACCGUGGUCUUGUGACUUGGGAGAAGAUUUAAUGCAGUCAGACGAAAGUGUAAGCUCUGUAAGUGUUGAUGAGAAGCUAUCUGACAUGGAAAACGUGAUGUCUGAGCUCAUGCGUAUGGUUACCAUGCUGAAAACACAGAAUAAAGACCUCAUUAAAAGAGUAGAGUACUUGGAGACGUGUGAAUGCCGUUCAUUGUGUACCUUUGAUGGGACCACAUAUCAAGAGGAACAGACCUGGGAGCCAGAUAUCUGUACUCGCUGCAUCUGUCGGGUCAACUGUACUCAGCUGUUCUGUUUUGCACAACUCUUCCAGAAUGGGACACCACAGUGUACAAGAAAUCCGGACUUACCUCAGUGUUCAGCGCCAUGCCUGGGUGGACCAUGUCAGCACGGUGGGUCAUGUAGACCAUCACCAGGGGAAGACAACUUUGUCUGUGAUUGCCCUAAACCAUUUGAUGGGGAAACAUGUGACACUCGCCUUAACCCAUGUGUGUGGCCACAAGAUAGAGGGCGCUGUAACCAAACCCUGACCAGAUUUUAUUAUGACAGGUUCACUCAGAUCUGUCUACCAUUUAACUAUACAGGCUGUGGGGGAAAUAUGAACAACUACGAGACAUUAGAAGAGUGCGAGUCAGUGUCAUUGAUAGGGGCAUGUUGUUACCGGCGGUAUUCCACCUCAAUGAAUGCUGUAGCCAAUGGGGAGACUGGCGAAGAACACAAUUGCAAGAGACUUCCAUUAGGCCAAUGUAAAUCUCUGCAUCGUGUAAUGGAAGGCACCAUGGAGACAGAGGUGGUCUCAUUCUACCCAGGCAUGGAUUGUCAAGAAGCGGCUUGUUUUACCCCAUCUGGUGGCUGUCACCUGGACGGCAAAUCCUAUGAUCAAGGGGAUGUCACUCAGCAUAGGUGUCAAGAAUGUACUUGUCAGAGUUCAGGAUUAUUCUUGUGCAAAUGUGCCAGCCGCACUGUCAGGAGAGAGAUUCGGGACCUCAGUCGCGAGGAGUUGGUGGAGUUCCAGCAUGGGGUCACCGCCCUGCACCGCUCGGGGGUCUGGGAGGAGCUGCGUGAUAUGUAUAUGGCUCACAGUAUGCACAGCCAUGGAGGGGCAUCCUUCCUGCCCUGGAACCGCCUCUUCUUGCACAGGAUGGAGGCGCGACUUCAGGAAGUCAACUGUAACAUCUCCCUACCCUAUUAUGACUUUACCACAGAUGUCGCCAACUUCAAAGACGCCAUUAUUUGGCAGCCGAACUACUUUGGUGGAGACGGUGAAGGGCCAAUGAGAUGUGUUCCUGACCAUCCUUUUGGACACAGGAAGUCGUGGAAACCUUGCCUGAGCCGCAGCUUUAACACGUCUAUCAGGCUGCCUUCUGUGACAGAGCUUGCGUUAGCUGUGAAAAAUGAAGACUUCCAUACAAUGUCCACCUCUUUGGAGGCCUUCUCGGCCUACUUGCACAGUUACAUAGGUGGCGACAUGGCGACCGCAGCGGCAGCCUAUGACCCCAUCUUCUAUGUUCUCCACUCCUACAUUGACCAUCUCUACUGGACAUGGCAGCAACAACAUGAGGCAAAUAAGUAUAAAUUUCCUGCUGUGGCUGGUAGUGUUCCACUCUUGCCUUACAACAUUGCACCUAAAGAUAUUUUAGACAUGGAAGAGGCUUUGUGUGUUUCAUAUGCAGAAAUCUCCAAAGGCCAUGCUUGCAACACAACUUUCCACCCUCCAACCCUGAAGAGCACCAGUACUAACUUUGUGGAAGAAGCAAAUGGCUUUGACAUGUUUGGUUAUGACAAAGAGGGCUUGGAUAGAAGAGGAUUUGACAGAGAAGGCUUCAGAAAGAAUGGCUACAACCGUGAUGGGUUUGACAGAGAGGGUUUUGGUGUUGCUGGAUACAACCGACUGGGGUAUAAUCGUGAUGGCUAUGACAUCAUAGGCUUUAAUCCUCUGGGUAGGGACAGAGAUGGUAAUGUGGACACUUCUGGGCGGUUUGAGACAGUGGAGAGGCACUCUCAGUGUCUGCAAAGAUCGGGGUUAAACCCUGAAGGAUAUGACCGAUAUGGGUUCUCAGUCGACGGUUAUGAUGUAAACUACUGUAACUUCUCCUACCACGGACCAUUCUCUCCAAUUGAGUCAUUCAAGGUGUGGCAUACCCUGCUUAACCAGACCCCGACAUUAAUUAAAUCUCUGCCCAGGACCUGUCCUCCUCUUCAGCCACUUCCUCAGCAGUGGUUUAAUCUCCACUGGAUUACCUCCCUUUAUGAUGUCACAGGUCAAGUUAGAGAACAUACCCCCACCCUGGCAGAUAGCCAACCAGCAUCACAGUUUUGCCUGGACACCAGCUCUAUUCUCACCCCCUGCUCAUGUUCCCAGGCCUUAGCCAGCUGUACCAAGAACCCCUGUCUGACCACAGACUGCCCGAUGUACCCAGAGGCCACCUGUAUGAUCAGCUUCUGUGGCGAUUGCCAGCCCAGGUGGAUCGUGGAUGGGCUUGUUGUGGAUUGUCACCAGCCCAGAGAUUUCUGCCACCCUAACCCCUGUCAGCAUGGAGGCGUAUGUGUACCGUCAGCAUGGAGAGGGGAACCUGAGCUGGUCACAUGUCAGUGUGCCCCAGGAUACGAUGGACCACGGUGUGAACACCCUGCUCUGGAUGUCUGUGAGCUGCCUGUUAGCCUGGGUAAAUGUAACGAAAGCCUGACACGCUGGUACUUCAACCCACGCUCAUCAUCUUGCGAAGAGUUCAUAUACACUGGUUGCCUAGGAAAUGCAAACAACUUCCCUUCUUUCAAAGCCUGUCGGUAUCGCUGUAUGAUUGGGGCAUGUUGUUCUCGAUCCUCGCGAAUGCCGGGACACAUCCAUGGGUACGACCUCCGGGGAUAUGACAGGUACGGGUUUAACUAUCUUGGACUGGAUGAAGACGGCAGGAGAAGAACCGUUGAUUUAGCUACUGGAACGGGAUCCAAACUUUAUGAUCGCCAUGGAUAUGAUUGGAGAGGAUAUGACCGGAAUGUUUAUGAUGUUGAAGGCUUAGAUCACCAUGGUUACGACAGAGAAGGUUAUGGCAGAGAAGGGUUUAAUCGGUCUGGUUUGAACCGGUUUGGAGAGUUUGACGGCAUCAUUGAUUACAACAAGGAGGGCUUUGAUGAUGAAGGAUUUGAUAGGGCAGGCUUCAACUGCUACGGCUUUAAUCGUGAUGAUGUGGACUAUGAGGGUCUGGUUGGGGGGUAUCGGUACGACUGUCGUCACACGACCUUACAGCAGUGUCAGCAGCUAGAGGAAGACAUCGGCGAGGUGGUGCAGUUCUCACCUGGUCGUCGCUGUCACCAGGUCAGCUGCGUCAACAGGUGUGGUUGCAACCACUAUAACCAGACCCUCAGCUUCGGGGAGCAGUUCAGGUCAGGAUGCCAGCAGUGCAUGUGCACUCAGCGUGGCGUCGUUGACUGCCAGUGUUCUAUCGUACAGGGCAGGAAAGAGGUGCGGGAUAUGCCGCGUCUCGAUCUGCAUCGAUUUCAGAAUGCGGUGAAAUCCCUCACGGGUGGUUAUCACUCCCGCUGGUACAAACUGUCUGAAAUGUACGCCAUGUACAAACCACAGUUUUACGGGACCCCAAACUUCCUGCCCUGGAACAGGUACUUUUUAAGGACAGUUGAGCACGCCCUUCAGUCUGUGGACUGUGAUGUGACCAUUCCUUAUUUUGAUUGGACAAUGGAUGUGGGAGCCAUGGAGAAAUCAGCUGUUUGGGCAGCCAAUAUUUUUGGUAACAACGGACACCCUGUUAAUGGCUGUGUGCGUCACCAUCCCUUUAAAGAGAAAUACCCGCCUUACUGGGUUCCGUGCUUACGGCGACGCUUCAAUGCUUCAGUGAAUCUUCUUGAUGCUGUGGACGUUGAGCAAAUGCUGCGAGAAAGCUCCUAUGAGCAGUUCCGUCUGAAGAUGGAGCUGAUGUCUACCUUGUUCCAGACAUGGGGUGGGGGUCACAUGAUCACAGACAUGGCCCCAUAUGACCCCGCUUUUCUGUCUCACUUGGCCUUCCUGGACAAACUCUGGACAGACUGGCAGAAGAGAAACCCAGGUCAUGUGUUCAAGUUUCCUAUGGAACAUCGCUACACAUUUCUCCGACCUUUUGCCGUCAGCCCCGAUGAUGUUAUGGAUUGUGAGAAACAGAUGUGUGUUAAAUUCAUCCCCAUAGGAGAAGGAAUGCCAUGCAAUGCCAGCAUUCCAAACUUCAGCUACGGCCCUGAUGGAUUUGAUCGGCAUGGCUACGAUAAAGAAGGCUUCAAUAAGCAGGGAUACAAUGUGUCUGGUUACACACGAGAUGGAAAAUUUGAUGAUCGUAACAUAUUUGAUAUUCAUGGUUACGAUCAACAAGGUUUUGGUCGCCAUGGAUAUGAUCAAAGCGGACUGGACAGGUAUGGAUUUAGAGUCAACACCUUUAACCUGGAUGGUUUUGAUGGUGAAGGGUUUGAUCAGUCUGGAUACAAUCGUUACGGAUUUGAUCGCAAUGGUAAGACACCUUUUGGUUUCCACAUCAACAAUACAGACUUGACAGAAACCAAUACCAUCAGGCCUCAGACCUUUGAUCCGUUUGGCUACAAUCGAUACGGAUUUGAUAAAUUUGGUUACGAUCGUGAAGGGUAUGACGUGUUUGGUUACAACUCUGCGGGUUUUAACAGAGCUAAGUGUCGGCACUAUUUUGUUGGGCCCAUGUACCUGAUUGUGAAGAGGCUGAUCAGCCAGAAGCUGAAUUUGCUUGAUGAUAAAGACCUGAGACUGCUGAUCAGGGUGUGUCCUGGGAGCAGCAAGAUCCCUGAGUGGAUUUACACACGAAACUGGCUGAAGAGAGGAAACCAGAUCCCACUGAGCCUAGAGACUGAAACUUCUCGACGUCUGAGGAAAGUGCAGUCUGAGGAACCCCUCAGGAAGUCGUUUGUCACGGCGGAACAGUUAUGGGUUCCAGAACCUCCUGACAGAAGGUUUUGUUUUGUGACGUACCAGUACUCAGAGUGUCCAUUAGGUCAGCCCCCAGUCACUUGUUCUAAGGAGCUUUGUGAGGACAGGCGCUGCCCAGGACACCCUCAGGCCGGGUGCUGGACCCGUGGCUGUAGGAAAUGUUACCCGGACUAUUAUGAUGGGAUUUCUGGCCAGAACAUUAACUGUACAGGCUGCAUUGAUAAUGAGGGCAGGAUGAGAGCUGAGAACACAACAUGGCAGACGUCAGAGUGUAGAAUCUGUCAGUGUCAGAGGGGUAAUGUGGGCUGUCAGAGGAUUGACUGUCCCGACGUUAAUUGUCAACACCCAGUCAAGGCAAAGGGUCAGUGUUGUCCAUCUUGUGAAGAUGGCUGUUUUUACAAGAAUCAAGUAUAUGAGAGUGGCAAGCCAAUCAGUGACGGAUGUGAUUUGUGCAUGUGUUACCAUGGUAAUGUGACAUGUGCCCAGAAGACUUGCCCCGACAUCCACAACUGUAGGACCCCAGCGGAUCUGGAGGGAGAAUGUUGCCCAGUCUGCCUGGAGUGUGAGGGGCACAAGGACGGGGAACAAUGGCAGGAGACACCAUGUCUGACCUGUACAUGCACUGAUGGUCAAAAGGUGUGUAAUAAGCUUGUGUGCCCAGAACUGCCCUGUGCCCACCCGUACACCCCAGAGGGCGACUGCUGCCCUGUCUGUGUUGGUUGUUACUAUGGUGAUGUCAUAUAUCAGGAUGGUGAGGAGUUUCAGCCUGAUGCAUGUGCCGUGUGCCGCUGUAACCAAGGUGAUGUGGAAUGUACAACAAAGACCUGCCCACCCACCACUUGUGAGAAUCCCAUCCAGCCUCCGGGACUAUGCUGUCCUGUCUGUGAUGCAGCCUGUAGUUAUGAGGGCAGCAUUUACCAUCACUCAGAGCAGUUCAUCCCCAGCUAUGAUCCCUGUCUGAACUGUUCUUGUACCAACUCUGUUGUCCGUUGCUUUGCCAUCAAGUGUUUUCCACACCAAGUCACCUGCCGACGGCCUGUGAAGAAACCUGGAGAGUGUUGUGCGACAGAAUGCCCCAAAUGCACCCACAAUGAUCGUCAGUACGAGCAUGGUGAAAUCUGGACCCCAGACGAGACAGACUGUCAGAUGUGUGAGUGUCGUGACGGGCUGGUGAGCUGUAAAGUACAGCAGGAGUGUGAACUGGAGUGUACUCAUGGAGUGAUUCUUACUGGGGAGUGCUGCUCUGCAUGUACAGACUGCCUGUAUGAUGGGCGUGUCAUUCCCAACAGUCGCUACUUCUCACGAACUGGUGACAACUGUGAGCAGUGUGUGUGUCGCCAUGGUAACAUCCAAUGUGAAGUUGUAGACAUAUGCCCUCGACUGUCCUGCACGAGAACAGAGGUUGUCUCUGGUACUUGCUGUCCCAUAUGUAAAGGCUGCCCACAUGAGGGAAGAUUUUUCCGCCACAAUGCCAUGGUUCCUGCUCCAAAUGCCUGCACAGACUGCACAUGUCAAGAAGGCGAGGUGGUAUGUACCCCAAAGCCCUGUCCCCUGAUCUCCUGUAACAACCCUCAGGUGCUGGAGGGAGAAUGCUGCCCUGUCUGCACCCACUGUGUCUACGACCAGCAAAUGUAUGAUGAGGGACAGACCUUCAUACCUGCAAGAAACCCCUGUUAUCGCUGCACGUGCUCAAAUGGCCAUGUAGACUGUGGGGAGACAAUCCAGUGUGACCCCCCUCGAUGCACCCACCCUGCCCGAGUCGUGGGACAGUGCUGCCCCAUCUGUGAACACUGUGACUUUGAGAGGCGACGCUUCAGGAACGGUCAGAUGUUCUCACCUCCCAGUGGUGACCCAUGUCAAGUCUGUACCUGCAAGUCAGGCUCCGUGAUAUGUGAUAAAAUUCGGUGCUCACCCGUGAACUGUGCUAACUCUUACAUCCCAGCCGGGCACUGCUGUGAGACCUGUCCCCCAUCCUGCCGCUUCCAGGGUCAGGAAUACCCAGAGGGGGACAAGUUUGACCACCCUAAUGACAGGUGUAGCAGCUGUAACUGUAAGAGUGGGGUGGUGAUCUGUCAGCCUAAGCCCUGUGAACACCUGACAUGUACCCACCCAGCACGGGCCCUGGGGGAGUGUUGCCCUUCCUGUAACCUCUGCGCACACGAUCGCCGUCUGUUCCGUAAUGGACACACUUUCCGUCAUCCUAAGGACAAGUGCCAGGAAUGCCUGUGUCGGGAUGGAUCAGUGAACUGUCAGCCACGACCUUGUUCCCCUGCACCAUGCCCAGAACCCCUUAGUCUGCCAGGAGAGUGCUGCCCUAUCUGUCCACCUGAAACAUGCGAAUUUCAAGGUCAGCAAUUCCAGCAGGGCCAAAGAUUUCCCAGUCAAAGAGACCCUUGUGAGGAAUGUGUUUGUGAUCGAGGCAGAAUCUCCUGUCAGAGGAUGCAGUGUGCUACUGUGACAUGUUCACACCCAUUGAAUGGAGACUGUUGCCCGUCUUGUGACGGCUGCACGUUCUUUGGUCGCCCUCUGCCUAGUGGCCAGACGAUGCGUAACCCGUACUCCAGAUGUGAGGACUGCACUUGCCGCGGGGGUAAUGUGACUUGCUUGGAGCGCCCCUGUGCCCCCGUGUCCUGCCAGCACCCGGCACCACUGGACUGCUGCCCAUCCUGUAGGCAGUGCCUGUAUCUUGGAAGACAAUACCGUAAUGGGCAAAGGUUCCCUGAUGCCACAGAGCCUUGCAGUGAGUGUGUAUGCCAUAAUGGCACUGUUACAUGUGCAGCCGUCACCUGCGGUGCAAAUCUGCCCUGCCAGAACCCAGCACAAGGUAAGUGCUGUCUGGAGUGCAACGACUGCAGCUUCUUCGACAAGCGCUAUCGCAAUGGACUUGCAUUUGACGAACCAACCAAUGAUUGCAAAGUUUGCUUGUGUCGAGAUGGGAACGUGGACUGCCGUGACAAGACAUGUCCUCCGGUGCAGUGCCGUUACCCAGUGCAGGGGAAGUGCUGCCCUGAAUGCACUGGUUGUCUGUAUGAUGGGGUACAGCAUCAGGAAGGGGCGAUGUUCCCUGAUGCUGCGGACACCUGUAACAAAUGUGUGUGUCAGCGAGGAGAUGUGGUGUGUCGCCCCAGACAGUGCCCCAAUGCCCUGUGCAGCCACCCUGUAAAAAAUGGAUGCUGCGAUGAGUGCUCCGGCUGCAGCUAUCUCCAGGUACAAUAUGACAAUUCCCAAACAUUUGAGGAUCCACGUAACCCGUGCCACACUUGUCAAUGUGUGCGAGGGAAUGUCCGCUGUCAAGUGAGGCCCUGCCCCGACGCCCCUUGUCAGCACCCUGCCCAGGGGCGCUGUUGCCCCGAGUGCGGGAACUGUCUACACAGGGGUAGAGAGUACCUGGAUCAGCAGAUCAUUCAGGAUGACCGAGACCCUUGUAAGUAUUGUCAGUGUCACCAGGGCAAUGUGGAGUGCCAACCCAAGAUGUGCACCCAACCUGCUUGUAGUCAUCCCAUCCAGGGGUUGUGCUGUCCAGAGUGUGACGGGUGUUUCUAUAACCAGGCAGAAUACCGUAAUCAACAGUCAUUCGCUGAUCAGACAGAUCCGUGUAAGGUGUGUCAGUGCAGGAACGGAGAUGUUGUGUGUCGUCAGCGACAGUGCAGGCGAGUUGUGUGUCGUCAUCCAGUCCAGGGCCAGUGCUGUCGAGAAUGUGAAGACUGCUUGUACGAAGAUGUCAGACGAAGGAACAACGAGGUUUUCCAGGAUCUGAAAGACGAGUGCAACAUCUGUCAGUGUGCGCGAGGCAACGUGGUUUGCAGAAAGCGAGCUUGUCCAGCGGUGACAUGUCAACAUCCUGUGCAGGGUCAGUGCUGUGCUGAGUGUGAACAGUGCCUCUUUGAGGGAACGCAGUACGAGAACGGUAAGGGGUUUAGCGAAAGCGGAGGGGGUGGGGUAGGAUGCCGGGAUUGUCACUGCUCCCGGGGCACCAUGACAUGCCGUAGCCCACAGUGUCCACCGGUGACCUGCCGCCACCCUGUCCAGGGUGCCUGUUGCCAGGAGUGUGAUGCCUGCCGCUACAACGGACAGGUUUACGACAACGGCCAGCGGUUUGAGGACCCUGCAGACCAGUGCAGGGAGUGUGACUGUGCGGAUGGAACUGUUCAGUGCCAGGACAAACCCUGCCCCGUCAUGACCUGCCGACACCCUGUGAAGAUCGAAUGCUGUCACGAAUGCAGUGACUGUCUCUACGAGAACCGAACGAUUCGCAGUGGUACAGAAUUCCCGGACACAUCGGACCCGUGCCGUCUUUGCGUAUGCCUGCGUGGCACAGUGACCUGUAGACGGAAAGAGUGCCCUGUGACGUAUUGCACCCACCCUGUUCAGGGGCCGUGCUGUCUACAGUGCAGUGGUCAGUGUCUGUACCAGGGACAGGUCAUGGACAGUGGCCAAUCUCUGGAGAAAGACUGUCAAAAGUGCUUGUGUGUAAAAGGAAAUGUCCAGUGCGAGCAGACCUACUGCCCUAUGCUAUCCUGUCUGCACCCGGUCAGUCUGCCUGACAAGUGUUGCCCUGAAUGCAGCCACUGCUUCUACAAUGGCCGGCGGUAUAUCAACGGUCAGACCUUUAGCGAUGUCAGGAACCAGUGUAAGGAAUGCAACUGUCAGGAUGGCACAGUGACCUGCUCCAAGAGGCCCUGCUCCCCAGUCUCCUGCCAGCACCCGGUGAUGGGGCAGUGCUGCCCUCAGUGUGGGGCAGACUGCCUGUUUGAGGGGAGGAGGGUGCCCCAGGGGUCCAGUUUCCCCAGUGCAGAGGACAAGUGCCAAACUUGUACAUGUAGGAAUGGAGACGUUGUGUGUGAGGACAAACAGUGCCCUAAACUGGACUGUCUGAAGACAGUGACUGAGCCUGGGGAGUGUUGUCCUAAAUGUUCAGGUUGUAUGUAUGAAGGUGUUCAUUAUGAGGAAUCCUCUAACUGGAUCCUGCAGGACAACCCCUGCGUCUCAUGCAUGUGCAGCACUGGGGUGAUUACCUGUGAUGAGUUGAGCUGCCUUACCAUGUGUGAGAACCCUAUCAAAAUGCCUGGCCAGUGCUGCCCUGUCUGCCCCACAUGCAAAUACAAUGGAGCCUCUUACGAAGAUGGAGACGAAUUCAACCCUAAUGGAGACCCUUGUGACAUUUGUAAAUGCAUGAAGGGCCAUCUGCGAUGUAUCCAUGAAACCUGUCCCAAUGUGAACCACUGCCCCUCAGAACAGGUCAUACCAGCUAAGCCAGGGGUGUGCUGCCCAACCUGUGCAGGAUUUGGCACUAACUGCACAAGGGAACAUUUAGGAAUGAUGUUACGACCUCGUGCAGAUGACCCUUGCUUUGUGUGCGAAUGUAAGGCAUCAUUCAACUGGAUCUGUACAAAGGAGUCAUGUGAUGCUCUGUCAUGCCCUGUCUCUGAGCAGAAACCUGUGCCAGGUCAAUGCUGUCCUCAGUGUCCAGUGUGUUACGUGAGACGAACUGGUCGGUACUACCAUGAGGGGGAGGAAUGGCAUGAUGAGGAGAACCCCUGUAUAACCUGUGCCUGUUCGGAAGGCUCUGUACAGUGUAGUAUGGUGGACUGUCCAGUUGUCCAGUGUGGGCCUGGAGAAGAGCUGAUACAGCCCGAGGGCAGGUGCUGUGAGGAGUGUAGCAAGACCAGACAACUCAAGUGUCUUCAUCGUGGCAGAGUUUACCAGGCUGGUGAGGAGUGGAAGGCUGAUGAAUGCACAAGCUGUACCUGUGGAGGGGGUAAGGCCUUGUGUAAUGUACAGCAGUGCUCUACCCUGGAGUGUCCUGCUGACGAGAUUCCAUCCCUGUCCCCUGGAAGCUGCUGUCCUGUCUGCCUGGCCAAACCGGCCACCUGUCUUGUGUUUGGAGACCCUCACUACAAAACCUUUGAUGGAACCACCUACCACUUCCAGGGCACAUGUCGCUAUAUCAUGGCCACAGACUGUGAAGGAGGAGACUUCACGGUAGAGGUUCACCAUGACGACAGAGGUGUGGAGGAGAAAGUAUCCUGGGCUCAGAACCUCACUGUCAAACUAGCCGAGUUCACGGUUGAUCUGCUACAGAACCAUGUUGUCAGGGCAGGAGGCAGGGAGGUAAGCUUACCAUAUUUUCAGGAGCCAUACUUCUAUGUGGAGAGAAGUGAAAACACAAUCCUGCUCAACACAAACUUGGGUGUGAAGCUAUCAUGGGAUGGAGCCAGUACGGCAGAGCUGAGUGUACCCGGCACGUACAAACGUAGAACCUGUGGGUUAUGCGGCAACUUCAAUGGCUUCCCACAAGAUGAUAUGAAGACCAAGAUAGGGAAGAUUACAAAUUCCCCUGCGGUGUUUGGAAACAGCUGGAAGAUUAAUGAUCAGUGUGGUGAUGCUGAAGAUAUAGACCCUUGUGCCAAAGCUGGGUACAGGGCCAAGAAAAUAGCCAAUGUGAAAUGUGCAGUCAUCAAGAGUGAUCUGUUUGCCCGAUGUCAUAGAGUUAUCUCCCCUGAGCCCUUCUUCUCCUCUUGUGUAUUUGAUAUGUGUGUGUGCUCUGAAGAGACGGACUGCCUAUGUAAUGUUCUCGCCUCCUAUGCCCAUGAGUGUGCCAAGGCUGGGGUCAGGCUACAGUGGAGGUCCUCAGCCCUGUGUGCCAUAAGUUGCCCAGAAGACCGAGGUUUUAUAUUUGAUGAGUGUGGUCCACCAUGCCCAAGGACUUGUGAAAACCAAAACACACCUCUGGGUAACAUCGAGGAAUACUGCUUCAAACCCUGCAUUCCAGGAUGUCAGUGUGUUGCCGGGAAAGUGGUGCAUGAUGGGAAGUGUGUGAACCCCAGUGAAUGCCCCAGUUAAUCUUCAUCAAUCAUGACCUGGCUUGAACAUUGGCCCAGCUUGAACAUUGGCCCAGCCUUUGACAAUUUUGAGUGUACAAAUCUAUAAAUCCAUAUAUGAAAGAAUGGUAACUAUCCAGAUAACUGUGCCUUACGAAUGGUUAUGAAAUUUAUAAUUCUGAAGUGCCAACUUUAAAAACUGUUAUGAUGUUAUGAAAAUAUUGCGCAUGUAUAGCAUUACAUGUUUAUUGUCCUUAUAAGGAUAUCAGAGCUCAAAUUUCAUCAGAUUUUACUUAUCCUGCAUGUCCACAUUGAUAGUAUGGGAGAUACAAUUAUUUAAGAUGA